Molecule: messenger RNA, 729 nt
Organism: Acanthosepion pharaonis
Lineage: Eukaryota; Metazoa; Mollusca; Cephalopoda; Sepiida; Sepiidae
Source: the annotation of a GenBank genome assembly
AUGACUCCCUGCUUAGAUAUACAUAGUACGGCUAACAGCGCAUGUCCUUGUGUAUCUAUCGCAGUUGUUCAUAUCUAUCUAUCUAUCUAUCUAUCUAUCUAUCUAUCUAUCUAUCUAUCUAUCUGUCUGAGUUGUUCAUAUCUAUCUAUCUGUCUGUCUGUCUGUCUGUCUGUCUAUCUAUCUAUCUAUCUCAGUUCUUUUUUUAUAUAUCUAUCUAUCUCAUCUGUUUAUUUUCUAUCUAUCACAGUUGUUCAUAUCUAUCUAUCUAUCUAUCUAUCUACCGCAGUUGCCCAUAUAGAUCUAUCUGUUCAUUUUCUUUCUAUCUAUCUAUCUAUCUAUCUAUCUAUCUAUCUAUCUAUCUAUCUAUCUCAGUCUUUUCAUUUUCUAUCUAUCUCAGUUGUUCAUAUCUAUCUAUCUAUCUCAGUCUGUUCCUUUUCUAUAUAUAUCUAUCUAUCGAUCUAUCUAUCUAUCACAAUUGUUCGUAUGUAUCUAUCUCAGUCUGUAUUUUCUAUCAUUGUUGUUCAUAUCUAUCUAUCUAUCUAUCUAUCUGUCUCUCUGUCUGUCUGUAUGUCUGUCGAUCUAUCUCAGUUGUUCAUAUCUAUCUAUCUAUUUCGGUCCGUUCAUUUUCUAUCUCUCUCUCUCUCUCUCUCUAUCUAUCUAUCUAUCUAUCUAUCUAUCUAUCUAUCUACCAGGCGCUCAAACCAGCUUCAUCAUUUUCUCAAUACUUAA